Messenger RNA from Alexandromys fortis (reed vole), 566 nucleotides. Its product is annotated as exportin-7-like. Gene Ontology annotation, biological process: protein export from nucleus. Gene Ontology annotation, molecular function: nuclear export signal receptor activity. The record is from RefSeq and is a predicted model, not a curated record. Lineage: Eukaryota; Metazoa; Chordata; Mammalia; Rodentia; Cricetidae. Bases 120 to 551 code for a protein of 143 amino acids. The transcript has 3 exons. Gene Ontology annotation, cellular component: nuclear pore; cytoplasm.
GAUCUGCCAAGAAAAAACUUUGAUGUUUUGUCCUUCUGUAUUUCCUGCUCAGAUCUCAGCGACUCCAGUUUGAUGUCUCAUCUCCCAAUGGCAUCUUACUUUUCCGAGAAACCAGCAAGAUGAUAACAAUGUAUGGCAAUCGUAUCCUGACACUAGGAGAGGUGCCAAAGGAUCAAGUCUAUGCUUUGAAGCUCAAGGGUAUCUCCAUCUGCUUCUCCAUGCUGAAAGCUGCUCUCAGUGGAAGUUACGUCAAUUUUGGGGUCUUCCGUCUCUAUGGAGAUGAUGCAUUGGAAAACGCCCUACAGACUUUCAUCAAACUGCUCCUCUCUAUUCCUCACAGUGACCUCCUGGAUUACCCCAAACUCAGCCAGUCUUACUAUUCACUACUGGAAGUCCUGACCCAGGACCAUAUGAACUUUAUUGCAAGCCUGGAACCUCAUGUCAUUAUGUACAUCCUCUCUUCUAUUUCUGAAGGACUUACUGCACUUGGUAAGGACCUAGGAUGUCUGGUGUAUGCCAUUUACCAAUGUCUAAAACCAUUGCUGAUGUAAAAUGUUGACCUUGAC